Molecule: messenger RNA, 2145 nt
Organism: Psilocybe cubensis
Lineage: Eukaryota; Fungi; Basidiomycota; Agaricomycetes; Agaricales; Agrocybaceae
Exons: 4
Coding region: 1-2145 (714 amino acids)
Source: RefSeq, a predicted model, not a curated record
AUGGCUCAACCUACUCCAGAGUCUAAGCUGCUAUCGGAUUCGACUGGCCAGGAGGUGAAAGAACAGGUGCUGGAGAGCGCGGGGGGCGAGGUGGAGGCUGCUAGGGCAAAGCAUGUGGAUAGUGGUUCACCGUCAACUCCUUCCGUGGCAGUCCCUGAUCCACAUUUGGAGAAGAAUUCCUCCCAGAAUUCAGCCAAUGCCCAGUCCAAUGCAACUUCAUCUCGCCCUUCUCUAGUCCCAUUGGGCUCAGGCAAUGUUCAAACCUCCAUAAUAACACCAGUUGCCCCACAUCCGAAACGAUUUAGCGCCGUAAACAUCAACAAGAAAUUUCUUGAAAAGAAUACAGCAUCCGGGACGUCAACGUCUUCAGGUAGCUCGUCUAUUACGAAGUCGGGCAGCCCUGCGACACGACCUGCCGUUCAGCCUACUUCGUCGCACUCUCGUCUCGUCACCGCUAAAUUGACUGCCAGUCCUGCUGUAGCAUCGACAACUGCUGGAUGGUCGCGUCCGUCCUCGGUGGCACCAUCUCCAGCCACCAAUUCGCCGAAUAGCACAUCUCCAAUGCCAAUCGCUCCUGUUUCGCAACCUUCGGCAACAGCUGCCCCACAGCUGCCUCAUGCUGGGAAAGUCAUUCUUCCUCAACCAAGGAAUGCCGUUCCACAAAUGAGCUCCUCUCAGAAGGAUAACACCCCCAACAAACCGGUUUGGGGUAAUGUCAAACCCCCUGUUGUUAGACCCGACUUCGAGCCCAGUGAUUUUCCAACAGCUGCUGAGGUUGCCAAUGUGACAUCCACAUCACGCAAGCAAGCGAAAGCAGCUGAAGAAGCGAAGGCUACUUCUGAUAAUGCAGCGAAAUUAUUACGAUCGGAGGAAGCUGAUGCAUUCAGAGGCGUUCAUUUAGAUCCUAACGUACAUCAUUGGGAUGAGAUGGAAGAAGAUGAUGACAAUUUCCUUGGAGGGGUAAUUGAGUUUGGAGAUGGCCGACAAUACAAAAUCGAGUCCAGCGAAUCCAAUCAACCUGGGUCAGUAUCUACAGGAAACGUGCCGAGAUCCCAGCCAGACGAUUUCAAGGAAUCGACGAUACCUGUAAGCAAAGAAGAUCGAUUUGUGGACGAUUUUGACCGCAGUUGGCCGAAGUCUCGCAAUUCUCCUGCCUCAGUGCCUAGAGAUGUUCCUCCACAUUCAGCUAGUCCUAGUGCUUCUCCCGUAAUUUCACAUACUUCUCAUUCACCUCAAGAUUCAUCUCGAGUAUUGUUCAACGAACGUUCAAAUCGGUUAGAGCCUUAUAGUCAAACUCAUCGCCAACAACCAGGGCCGUUUGGCUCGAAGCGCUCUCAACAUCCAGAAGGGACGGGGUCCACUCAGGAGCUUAAAUCAUCUCGAGACACACAUAACAUCCAGGUUCUUCAGAAACCUGCAGGUGCCGAUUUCAGUUCUCGUGGAAGAAGGUUUAGUGGCAGCAAUGGCAACUAUGUCCCUGGUCCUCCUAACGGUUUUACCAGCGACCGAAACAGAGACAAAGAACAGUAUCCGCGGCGAGAUGGUCCUCCACCAAGCCCACGCCUGUCGCGAGAUCAUCACACUCCCUUAAAUGUAGAUACUGGAGGUCGUGACUUCAAUACUGAUCGGGGUAGAAGAAGCAACAUAGGUCCUCCACCGGUACCUCUACAUGCCGCACAGAAAUUUGCACAAGAAGGCGUGCGCCAGCUACCACCUCAUUUAUCCCAAGUUUCUCCAAGUAUGCCUUCUAGACGCCUGCCUUCGCGUGACUCACGAUUUUCACCUGCUGAAUCACCUGCGGGACUACCGGUUUCCACGUCUGGACGGAUACCUCCUCAUUCUCCAGCUGUUUCUCAAGCCUCUCUCAAUGUUGUAUCCCCUGUUGUCCCUCCUGGCGCUAAUUUACCCGCUCUCAGUGCACCCGAGUUAGAUGAAGUUCGGAAAGAUGUGAUGCACACAGCUGCCGAAAGAGCAAAGCAAAGGCGACAGCAGGAAGAGGAAGAACGCGAAGCUUUGAAAGAGAGGGCACGACGUAAAGCUCAGGAGAUUGAAGAGAAGAUGAAAGCUGAGAAAGAGAAACAACAACGAAAAGAAGAGGAAGCAGCUUUGGCCGCAGCUAAGGCAUGUACCCUUUUUCUUUUGUGA